GAAACCAUAGUUACAACACAUGCCACUGCAUCUUAUUGUUUUGUAACCAGUUUAGGGAGUGAAGUUACUUCCUGUGUAGGUUAAGGGGAUUUAAAACAUUAGGCAACAUAGCUGCUAGGGAUCACAACUCAUCUGUGAAGAGCGUCAGCGAGUGUCUAAUGGAAAUGGAUAAUGUUUAUGAAAUUGUUAAGGACACAUCUGAACUUCAAAAACAGAAUCACAAAAAAUGCAGAGGAAGUAGAUGUUUGGUGUCGAUCACAGUGGGUCUCGGGCUCAUUUGUGUUCUUCUGCUGAUAUCUGUCAUACUGCAACACAUCAGAAUCUUGUCUUUCGGUGAUAAACAAGGUUUGUUCUUCAUGUCCACUGAGUUGAAGAACUGGUCUGACAGCAGACAGUACUGCAGGGAUCGUGGGGCUGAUCUGGUCAUUAUCAACACUGAAGAGAAACAGAGGUUCAUAUCUUCAUUCGCCACGGAGAGUGUUUGGAUUGGUUUGUCAGACACAGAGGACGAGGGCAUCAUGAAAUGGGUGGAUAAUUCACCGCUGAAACAAGGGUUUUGGGAUGAGAGUGAGCCAAAUGACUUUGGUGGAAAUGAGGACUGUGUUGUUCUUAAUCCUGGAAGACCUAUCAUGAACAACUGGAAUGAUCUGUCAUGCUCAUACACAAUACAUUUUAUUUGUGAGAAAUAGGGUUCAUCUGUUCUUCUCAUGAUUUUGCUUGUAUUAUCUUAAGGAAUCAUACUUAUUGUGAUAUGAGGAUGUAUACUAUGGCACAACAAACCUCGGAUGUGUUGCUCCAUUAUAGCAGCAUGUCAAUGUCCUUCCUUAGCUGUUAUCAUGAAUCACACUCAAUAAAAUAUUUGUUGAUUGAACUGUA
Carassius auratus (goldfish) is the source of this 876-nucleotide messenger RNA. RefSeq names its product C-type lectin domain family 4 member E-like. The transcript has 5 exons. The coding region runs from base 159 to 689 and encodes 176 amino acids. The record is from RefSeq and is a predicted model, not a curated record. NCBI's taxonomy places the organism in Eukaryota, Metazoa, Chordata, Actinopteri, Cypriniformes, Cyprinidae.